ACGGCCGCUGUGCGAGCAACAGGAGCCGGCGAGCGGCCCACUCCUCCCACCUCCUCCGCCGCCUCCUCCUCCUCCCUUCGGCUCCUCCCGCCCCCACCUCCGUGCGGGCGGCGGAGUCGCCCUCUCCUGCCUCUUUCUCCCGCUCCCGCUCGCUGGUCUCUCUCGCUACUACUUCCCCCUGCUGUGCUCCAGGGCACCCAAGCAUUCUCAGCGCUCACCUUAGGGACCCACGGGGCUCGAAAAGCCUCGAAAAAGCCGCUUCGGGCAGAGAUAGUUGGAAGCCCCUCGUCCCUUCCCCCUCUCCCGGCGCAGCACCUUCUCGCUCCUGCACACUCUGUUUGGGAGGACGGGGUGAGAAGGUGAAGUGGAAAGAACUGCAGAGCGGAGGGGGCCAGUCUCAGAGCUCAGAUUUCAUUUUCAUUGAAGCAAAGCACGGAAGAUCAGUUUUGUUUUGUUUUUUUAAUUCUGCAUUUUUUCUUCCUUUUUUGCUUUUUAUUUUUAUUUUUUUUAAAGAAACUUAUUUUGGGGGAGAGGGUUGCGCUGGGCAUUUGCUUUGCCCAGUAGUUGAAAAGUGAACUCGACUCGUGAUGGUUCUCCUGUCACUUUGGUUGAUAGCAGCCGCUCUGGUAGAGGUUAGGACUUCAGCUGAUGGACAAGCUGGUAAUGAAGAUAUGGUGCAAAUAGAUUUACCAAUAAAGAGACAGAGAGAGUAUGAGCUGGUGACUCCAGUCAGCACAAAUUUUGAAGGACACUAUCUCUCCCAUAUUCUUUCUGCGAAUCACAAAAAGAGGUCAACGAGGGAUGUGUCUUCCAACUCUGAGCAAUUGUUCUUUAACAUCACAGCAUUUGGAAGAGAUUUUCAUCUGCGACUAAAGCCCAACACUCAGCUGGUGGCUCCCGGUGCUGUUGUAGAGUGGCAUGAGACAACUCUGGUGCCUGGUAAUUUAACUGAACCCAUUCAUGAUCAUCAACCAGGAAGGGCUUCAGAAAGAAUCUGGAAAACAGAGCCUUUGCAGACUAACUGUGCUUAUGUUGGUGACAUCAUGGACGUUCCAGGAACCUCUGUUGCCAUUAGCAACUGUGAUGGUCUGGCUGGAAUGAUAAAAAGUGAUAAUGAUGAGUAUUUCAUUGAACCCUUGGAAAGAGGUAAGCAGAUGGAGGAAGAAAAAGGAAGGAUUCAUGUUGUCUACAAGAGAUCAGCAGUAGAGCAGGCUCCUGUGGACAUGUCCCAAGACUUCCACUACGGAGAGUCGAAUCUGGAAGGCCUUGAUGAUCUAGGUACUGUUUACAGCAGCGUUGAUCAGCAGCUGAAUGAAACCAUGAGGCGCCGCAGGCACGCGGGAGAAAAUGAUUACAACAUCGAGGUGCUGCUGGGAGUGGAUGACUCUGUGGUCCGUUUCCAUGGCAAAGAGCACGUCCAAAACUACCUCCUAACCCUCAUGAACAUUGUGAAUGAAAUUUAUCAUGAUGAGUCCCUCGGAGUGCAUAUAAAUGUCGUCCUGGUGCGCAUGAUAAUGCUGGGUUAUGCAAAGUCCAUCAGCCUCAUAGAAAGGGGAAACCCAUCUAGGAGCUUGGAGAACGUGUGUCGCUGGGCUUGCCAACAACAAAAAUCUGAUCCCAAUCAUUCUGAACACCAUGAUCAUGCAAUUUUCUUAACCAGGCAAGACUUUGGACCUGCAGGAAUGCAAGGAUAUGCCCCAGUCACAGGCAUGUGUCAUCCAGUGAGAAGUUGUACCCUGAAUCAUGAGGAUGGUUUUUCAUCUGCUUUUGUAGUCGCCCAUGAAACUGGCCAUGUGCUGGGAAUGGAACAUGAUGGACAAGGCAACAGGUGCGGCGAUGAGACUGCGAUGGGAAGCGUCAUGGCUCCUUUGGUGCAAGCAGCGUUUCAUCGUUACCACUGGUCCCGAUGCAGUGGCCAAGAACUGAAAAGAUACAUUCAUUCCUAUGACUGUCUCCUUGAUGACCCUUUUGAACAUGACUGGCCCAAACUCCCGGAGCUUCCUGGAAUUAAUUACUCUAUGGAUGAACAGUGUCGUUUUGACUUCGGGGUUGGCUAUAAAAUGUGCACUGCGUUCCGAACCUUUGACCCAUGUAAACAGCUUUGGUGUAGCCAUCCUGAUAACCCCUACUUUUGUAAGACUAAAAAGGGGCCUCCGCUCGAUGGGACUGAAUGUGCUGCUGGGAAAUGGUGCUAUAAGGGUCACUGCAUGUGGAAGAACGCUAAUCAGCAAAAACAAGAUGGCAACUGGGGAUCAUGGACCAAAUUUGGCUCCUGUUCCCGGACAUGUGGAACCGGUGUUCGCUUCAGAACACGCCAGUGCAAUAAUCCAAUGCCCAUCAAUGGCGGUCAGGAUUGUCCUGGGGUUAAUUUUGAGUACCAGCUUUGUAAUACAGAAGAAUGCCAAAAACACUUUGAGGACUUCAGAGCACAGCAGUGCCAGCAGCGUAACUCCCACUUUGAAUACCAGAAUGCCAAACACCACUGGUUGCCAUAUGAACAGCCCGACUCCAAGAAAAGAUGCCACCUUUACUGUCAAUCCAAAGAGACUGGAGAUGUCGCUUAUAUGAAACAGCUGGUCCACGAUGGAACACGCUGCUCUUACAAAGACCCGUACAGCAUAUGUGUGCGAGGGGAGUGUGUGAAAGUGGGCUGUGACAAAGAAAUUGGUUCAAACAAGGUCGAGGAUAAGUGCGGUGUCUGUGGUGGUGAUAAUUCCCAUUGUCGAACUGUCAAGGGGACAUUUACCAGGACACCCAGGAAGCUCGGGUACCUUAAGAUGUUUGAUAUACCCCCUGGUGCUAGACAUGUGUUAAUCCAAGAAGACGAGGCUUCUCCUCAUGUUCUUGCUAUUAAGAAUCAAGCUACAGGCCACUAUAUUUUAAAUGGCAAAGGAGAGGAAGCCAAGUCGAAGACCUUCAUAGAUCUUGGUGUGGAAUGGGAUUAUAACAUUGAAGAUGACAUUGAAACACUUCACACUGAUGGACCUUUACACGAUCCUGUUAUUGUUUUGAUUAUACCUCAAGAGAACGAUACCCGCUCUAGCCUGACAUAUAAGUACAUUGUCCACGAAGACUCUGCGCCUACAAUCAACAACAACAAUGUCAUCCAGGAAGAACUAGAUACUUUUGAGUGGGCGUUGAAGAGCUGGUCUCAGUGCUCCAAGCCCUGUGGUGGAGGUUUCCAGUACACUAAAUAUGGAUGCCGUAGGAAAAGUGAUAAUAAAAUGGUUCAUCGCAGCUUCUGUGAGGCCAACAAAAAGCCGAAACCUAUUAGAAGAAUGUGCAAUAUUCAAGAGUGCACACAUCCACUCUGGGCCACGGAAGAGUGGGAGCACUGCACCAAAACCUGCGGCAGUUCGGGCUAUCAGCUCCGUACGGUACGCUGCCUCCAGCCGCUCCUCGAUGGCACUAACCGCUCCGUGCACAGCAAGUACUGCCUGGGCGAGCGUCCUGAGAGCCGCCGGCCUUGUAACAGGGUGCCCUGCCCCGCCCAGUGGAAGACAGGGCCGUGGAACGAGUGUUCAGUAACCUGCGGUGAAGGGACCGAGGUGAGGCAGGUCCUCUGCAGGGUGGGCGACCACUGCGACGGUGAAAAGCCUGAGUCGGUCCGAGCUUGUCAGCUGCCUCCCUGUAAUGAUGAGCCAUGUUUGGGAGAUAAGUCCAUAUUCUGUCAAAUGGAGGUACUGGCGCGGUACUGCUCCAUACCAGGUUAUAACAAGUUAUGUUGUGAGUCCUGUGGCAAGCGCAGUGGCACGCUGCCACCGCCGUACCUUCCCGAAGCUGCUGAGACUCACGAUGAUGCUCUCUUCAACCCCAGUGACCUCCCUGGAUCUCUAGUGAUGCCUACAUCCUUGGUUCCUCACUACUCAGAGGCUCCUGCUGAGAAGAAAUCUUUGAGUAGGAUCUUCUCGGUGGGCAGACCAAAUGCAUAUGCUGCUUUCAGGCCAGACAGUAAAUCCGAUGGUGCUAACUUACUACAGAGGAGAGCUCAGCCAGCAGAAAGUAAGACUCCGAGACCGGCCUCCCCACCCACCAGGAGGGGCCACCUCACUUCAUCUCCACGAAUGUCUGCUACCCCCUUCCUUGCAGCCAGCGAUUCCAUAGGUGCUUCUUCUCAGGCAAGAACCUCAAAGAAAGAUGAAAAGCUUAUUGACAAGAGACGUCCGCUGAGAUCACCCACCUUGGAAAGAUGAAAAAGUGAACCUGGAAGGCUAGAAAUCAGAGGAAAAUGGAGACAAGCUCCAUCUCCCCAUGGUGCAUACACCUUGUUCAAAGUGGAAAUCACCUAAAUUGUCAAUUCAUUUAUGUUAAGUGGAAGAACAAAAAGUGCUGGUUCACUUUCUAGUUGCUUUCAUCCUCCUUUUGUCGUGCAUUGACUCGUUUGCCAGAAUUGAAUGGAAGAAAGCACCAAAGAUUAUUAACAGAGGGGAAGUAAGUUGCUCACAGUGUUGGUCGCUUUUUAAAUCGGAAAAGGGACUGGAAUCAGGUGUGCAUUAUCAGCUGAGUUCGUUUUUAAAAAGUUACAGUAAAAAUAAAAAAGAGGUGCCAAUGGUUUACACUUUAACAAAAGGUUUCGAAAAUGGAGCAAAGAAUUCUUAGACUUGUAUUGCUAUUUAUCUAUAUUAGAAAUAUUGUAUGAGCAGAUUUGCAGCUGUCGUGUAAAUACUGUAUAUUGCAGAAAUCAGUAUUAUUUUAAGAGAUGUGUUCUCAAAUGUUGUUUACUAUAUUACAUUUCUGGAUGCUCUAGGUGCCUGUCAUUGAGUAUUGCCUUAUUUGACAUUCUAUGGAUUGAUUUUCAAAGCAGAAUAGUACAAAGAAGAAGAUAGAAUUGCCGCUACUGACAAUACAAAGGGUUUUGUCAUGUGGUUUUGUUCCAUCAACAGUGUGAUACCUAAAUUACAGAAAAAGAAAAAACCGAUAAGCUACAGAUAUAGAUAUUUCAGCUUACCUCUUACCAGCCAUCCUUUAAACAAAGAGAAUGAGAUUGGUGUUUUAGUGUACUUGUAGCGACAGAGAACAGAGGACAGUCAAUGAGCCUCUGCAAGUCAAAAUAGAAACCUUUUUUUACCAGGACCUCAGUAGACAUCAUUGAAGUGUCCUGUGUUCUUGUGUUGUUUUUUUUUUUUUUAAUUUGUUGACAUAUACAAACAGGUAUUCUUGAUAUACUGUAAUAAUAACAAAGGGAACAUGUUUUGAGAUCAUUUGUAUGUUGGUAGCCAAGAAAAGCAUCCUUGAACUAGAAUUAACACUCAAGUAUAGCAGGGCAUUAGGGUUCUAGAAGCAGGUUCAAGAAAGCGUUUGUCAAUGGUUGCGAUAUUUAUUUUCCGCAUGGUUCAUGUCCAAGUGUUCACAACCACAGUGCAUCUGACUGCAAUAAUGUGCUAGUAAUUUAUGUCAGUGGUCACCUUACUCACAGUGAAGCCAGAAAUGCUCUCUCCAGGGAGUAGAUGUAAAGUACUUGUAUAUAGAACUCAGAACUGAAGAUAUUUAUUAAAAGUUGAUUUUUUUCUUGAUAGUAUUUUUAUGUACUAAAUAUUUACGCUAAUAUCAAUGGCAUAUUUUGGUAAACUAGAGAGACAUACUAGAGAUGCAUGCUUUGGUCUGUGCAUCACGAGAAAUCGAAGCAAACUACAGCAGCCAGAUCAAAGAGCUAAAAUUGAACAGAACUGAUGCUAUACAAACCUUUUGCAUUUUUAGAGUAGUUGAUGCAAAGUUGGUAACUUGUUCCCCUUCAGUGAAAUAUAAAAUAGUAUGGACUCAUAUAGCUAGCUGUUUAAUGAAGUAAUGAAUUAGAAACACUAAGGGGAAAAAAGUCAGUGAAAGCACUUCAUGAAUUACACUUAAAAGAAAAAAGAAGGAUAAGUGUUGUCAGUAUAGUGAUUUUGAGGUCAGUUCCGGAACUGCCUAAAAAUACAUUAUGCAGACGAAAAUGUAGACAUGUUACCCUCUCAAGACGCAGAAUGUGCGAGAACGUUUGCAUUUUGACUAAGGUGAUAAGAACAGCUCCACCUGUUGACUCCACACGUCAAAGAAUCGCUGCUACUUUGUGCAAGACUUUCAAAAGUCCAAUGAAUUAGGUAAAUUCCAGAUUGUAAAACAAUCCCUGAGCCUCAAAUAGAAGUUAUUUUUUUCCUCUAAAAAUUUCCCUAGAAUGAAAUUCUCUCUAGUUUGCUUGCAUGUGCAUGCAUCGGGUCCACAGGGAGACACAGAGAAAGCAGCUGGUCACAGGUCACGCCUCCCGGAGAGAUGUACAUACUCCUUAUGCUUCUCAUCUCGGAGCUUCCUUUUCUACGAAGCUAAAAGAUUCCUUUUUAUCAAAGUGUACACUACUGAUGCUGUUUGUUGUAUUGGGAGCACGUAGCAAUAAAAACAUUAACAAAAUAUA
Messenger RNA from Sus scrofa (pig), 6385 nucleotides. RefSeq names its product ADAM metallopeptidase with thrombospondin type 1 motif 3 (gene ADAMTS3). Lineage: Eukaryota; Metazoa; Chordata; Mammalia; Artiodactyla; Suidae. Gene Ontology annotation, molecular function: metalloendopeptidase activity. The record is from RefSeq and is a predicted model, not a curated record. Gene Ontology annotation, cellular component: extracellular matrix. Gene Ontology annotation, biological process: extracellular matrix organization; proteolysis.